AUGGAGAAAUCCGACCAAAUUGUUACAUGGAGCUCUGAGGAACUAUUAGGUUUAGGGAAUGUUAAGUUUUAUAGAUGUAGCUUUUGUAAACGAGGUUUUUCGAAUGCACAAGCAUUAGGUGGACAUAUGAAUAUUCAUAGAAGAGAUAGAGCAAGGCUUAGAGAAUUUUCAAGUGAUCAAAAUUUGCUUUCAUUGGAUAUCAAAAACUCCGUUUAUCCUCCUCCUCCUCCUGGAAAUGAUGAGUUGUUGCAACAAGAAGUAUCAUUAUAUGAUGAGGGAAUAAUUUGUAUCCCCUCGAAAAGGCCAUGUGUUAAGGUCAUGAGUUGUGAUCAUAAUCCUCCUCAUCCUCCUCCUCCUCCUACUCUUCCACAUGAUGUCUUGUUGCAACGAGAAGAAUCAUCGUAUGGUGAAAUAACUAUUAGUAGCCCCUCAAAAAGGCCAUGUGUUAAGGCGAGUUGUGAUCAUAAUCCUCCUCCUCGUCAUGCUCUUCCAUAUGAUGUCUUGUUGCAACGAGAAGAAUCAUCUUAUGGUGAAACAAUUAUUAGUAGCCCCUUGAAAAGGCCAUGUGUUAAGGUGAGUUGUGAUCAUAAUCCUCCUCCUCCUGCUGCUCUUCCACAUGAUGUCUUGUUGCAACGAAAAGAAUCAUUGUAUGAUGAAACAAUUAUAAGUAGCCCCUCGAAAAGGCCAUGUUUUACAUAUGAUCAAGAAAAGGAUCAUUAUGAUCAUAGUCUUUCUCUUGUAAAUGAUGAUUCGUUCCAACGAGAGGUAUCAUCAUACGAUGAGACAAUAAUUAGUAGCUCCUCGAAAAGGCCAUGUGUUACAUAUGAUGAAGAAAAUGAUCAUCUAAUUACAUCCAAGGUUAAUUGUUAUGAUCAUAAUCAUGAAGUGAUUAUUGGAGAUCUUUUGCAAUUACCUUUAUUCAAGGAGACUCCAUUAGUUAAAAAGGCAAACAAUUGUAUGGAAAACGGGAAAGUAGAAAACAAGGGCAUGGAGCAAAAUCAUGUUUCAAUAUUGGAUCUUGAGCUUCGGUUAGGGAUGGAACCACCCGAGUCCUCGACAGAGACAGAUCUACGAUUUGAACUUCAUAAGUUUUGA
This is a messenger RNA of Solanum verrucosum, 1095 nucleotides long. RefSeq lists its product as uncharacterized. Bases 1 to 1095 code for a protein of 364 amino acids. The record is from RefSeq and is a predicted model, not a curated record. NCBI's taxonomy places the organism in Eukaryota, Viridiplantae, Streptophyta, Magnoliopsida, Solanales, Solanaceae. The transcript is spliced from 2 exons.